GUUGAAAUGAAAAAGCGGGACGAGGUGAUGAGGGUGGAGUAGAGAGAGCGUCGAGAGACGAUGAGGGUCGUGAGGUAGAGAGUGUACUGCGUUGGAAGGGAGACGGAUUCCAUUCUGGGUAUAAUAAAACGUCGGAGCAUGCUCGUCCUCUCAUCCUUCCUCCUCUUCGGCAUUUAAAGUAGAUGGAGCGCGGCAGUUGGAGAAACGAUAGAAGGAGGUAUAGUAUCUGUUGUUUCAUUGUCGACUUCUUUUUUAUGCCGAACAUGUAGAGCUGUAUCUUCUAUCUAUGCUGAAGAUGUCGAGCUAUCUAAAUGAGUUGUAUCUUCUAUAGUUUCAUCUUCCGUCUAGGUGGUACCGCGCUUGAUGGCCGCUGGGAGAAGUGGUAGGCUCUGCUCAGCGUUGCGGACACGACCAGGGUCGAGAACGCAAGGAUCCCUGAGACGGCCUCAACGCAUGUUAAUGAUACCAAAUAAUAGCUAGUGCCCUGUACUGUGAUUCAAAGCGGGCGACAAAGGUUGGAGAUGUUUUUCUUGCCGUGGACCAUACGGGACGCGGCCAAGGAGGCGAUCUUCAGGCAGGAGCCCGAAAGUAGCGCUGUUGCCGAAGUGGGCACUACCGCAAACUGCAGUCUUGACGCCACUGGUGUCUCUCCUGCACGCUUGUCCUUCACUAGUGCCGCUCCUAAGGACACGCGUUCACAACGACGCACGUCACGGAGUCGCCUCCAUCAACGUCGAUAUGGGCAGCAGCCAGCAAGCAACCAUCAACGUCAGGAUCGUGCCAAGGAUUCUCUCCUGUGCUGUGGCACGAAGGUUAGCACCAACAAGACGACGUCGAAGUUCGCGACCAAGAUGAAGACGAGGAUCGUUCGAUCAGGGCUACAACUGGUUGUUACAUUAUGA
Amoebophrya sp. A25 is the source of this 902-nucleotide messenger RNA. NCBI's taxonomy places the organism in Eukaryota, Dinophyceae, Syndiniales, Amoebophryaceae. The record is from the annotation of a GenBank genome assembly.